Molecule: messenger RNA, 1686 nt
Organism: Fraxinus pennsylvanica
Lineage: Eukaryota; Viridiplantae; Streptophyta; Magnoliopsida; Lamiales; Oleaceae
Source: the annotation of a GenBank genome assembly
AUGCAACAAAUAGGCAAUGUUGUUCAGCAAGAAAUCGAGCCAAAUGACUGCAAAAAUGAAUCUUCAGUUGAUUCUAAAGAGUCUGCAAAUUUGUCGUCUGGAAAAUCUGAUUCAAGUAUCUCUUCAGCCAAUAUUGAGCUAGUGUCAACGGCUGUAGAUUCAGAAGUAAAUGAGAUUAGCUCACAAGAAAGUUCUGUUGAUCAAGGAAAGAAAAUAACUGAGCAAGGAAGCGUGAAAAAUAGUUUUGUGUUGGCAAAUGUUAGUGACGGUGCAAGCAAUCUAGUAAAAACAAGUGGAAGUGCCAAAAUUGGCGAUCAUGCCAAUGUUGUUGAGAGCGGAAAAUACAGUACAUAUCGAGAAAGCACGGGCAGUGAUGUGAGUGACGAGAGCACAUGUAGCAGUUUUAACAGCAGUGUCAGCAAACCCCACAAAGCAAAUGAUUCAAGAUGGGAAGCCAUUCAAGCAGUCCGAUCCAGAGAUGGUGUCUUAGGUUUGAGCCAUUUCAGACUGCUGAAGAGGUUAGGUUGUGGAGAUAUUGGGAGUGUUUAUUUGGCCGAGUUGAGUGGAACGAAAUGCUACUUCGCAAUGAAAGUCAUGGACAAAGCAUCCCUAGCAGGUCGUAAGAAGCUUCUUCGUGCUCAGACGGAAAGGGAGAUCUUACAGUCCCUGGACCAUCCCUUCCUUCCGAGUCUCUACUCCCACUUCGAAACCGACAAGUUUUCGUGUUUGGUAAUGGAAUUCUGCCCUGGAGGAGACCUACACAGUCUUAGACAGAGGCAGCCAGGAAAGUAUUUUUCCGAACAAGCAGUAAAAUUUUAUGUGGCAGAAGUCCUGCUUGCUUUAGAAUAUUUACACAUGCUUGGGAUAGUAUAUCGUGACCUGAAGCCAGAAAACGUUCUUGUGAGGGACGAUGGACAUAUAAUGCUCUCGGAUUUUGACCUUUCACUUCGUUGUGUUGUCAGCCCAACAUUGGUCAAGACCUCAUCAUUGGAAUCUGAGCCCCUGCGGAAAAAUUCUGCGUAUUGUGUCCAGCCAGCUUGCAUUGAACCUGCCUGCAUUCAGCCAUCGUGUGUGGUUCCAACAUCAUGCUUCUCUCCUCGUCUCUUUUCAAGGAAAUCCAAAAAGGAUGGGAAGCCCAAAAAUGAAAUUGGUAACCAAGUUAGCCCGUUACCUGAGCUGAUGGCUGAACCAACCAAUGCUCGGUCAAUGUCGUUCGUGGGAACCCAUGAAUACCUGGCACCUGAAAUCAUCAAAGGUGAAGGUCAUGGAAGUGCAGUGGAUUGGUGGACUUUUGGGAUUUUCCUAUACGAACUUUUGUCUGGCAAAACUCCAUUUAAAGGAUCUGGCAAUCGAGCCACAUUGUUUAAUGUUGUCGGACAACCUCUCAGAUUUCCAGAAUCACCGGUUGUUAGUUUUGCUGCAAGGGAUUUGAUCAGGGGUUUGCUCGUGAAAGAACCACAACACAGAUUAGCUUAUAAACGAGGUGCAACUGAGAUUAAGCAGCACCCAUUCUUUGAAGGAGUUAAUUGGGCUUUGAUACGUUGUGCCACCCCUCCCGAUAUCCCAAAGCCUGUCGAGUUUGAAAGGUUACCCGUUCCAGCAGCAACAAAGGACGAGAAGACUGCUCUUCCCGCAGCUAUUCCAGAUCAGAAAAGUGACAAAUAUCUAGAGUUCGAUUUCUUCUAG